AUGGGAUGCGAUGCAUCGAUCAUGAUAACCUCUACUCCAGACAACUUGGCUGAAAGAGAUGCAGGAGUUAACAGGGACUUGGCUGGUGAUGGUUUUAGCGGCGGUGGAAGCCGAGUGGCGGGGAGCGGUGUCUUAUGUUUCUUUAGAGAUGAUUUAGGCUGCUUCUAUUAUGAUUGGGCUUUGAAAAAGAAUGCACAAAAACCAGAGAGGCACGUAGUAAAACAGGAACGCUCACAGAAGACGAAAGAGAAGAAGAAUGUGCGCCUGGUCGCCUGGGGCAGCUGGAAGGAAUGGGAUUGCGUGAGAUCUGCGCUCUUCUCGGAUUGCUCAUCGAGAAUAUCGGCCGCGAUCGACAGGAUUACGGCAUGGCAGGCAAGAGCGCGUGUCCCGAUUGCGGUGGAAAUCACGGCCAAUCUUCUCAGCAUUCACCUAAGAGAUCCUUCGAUGAGGGACGACAUUCCAGAGAAUUUAGUUCUCUCCGAACAGCUGCUGCGAUUGAUGUACGCAAUGUCGAUAAUGAGGCUCAUCAAUGGCGUAGUAGACGAUAAGAAGAAUUUCCGGUUUGGUUCUGUGGCAACACGAGCUUGCCAGGCAGAGCUUCCUCACUUGCUAGUGAGCAUUCGCCAUGAUUCUGCUCACGGAGAACUUCCUGCGAUAUCAUUGCUACGUAUGGCAAGCAAACAAGCGUUAGAGUGGCUAAAGGCUUUCUACUGGCAACGCCAAAGGACAACUUUACAUGCUGCUCGAGCCCAUCUUAAAGCUCUCCUCAUGGAGUACGUGACCAUGCUGCAAAAAAGCUAUGUUCCAUGCGAGGAUCUAAGCGGCCACGACAAGAAGCAAUUGAAAAGAGUUCGUCACGACAGAGAUUUGCUACUCCAAAAACUCAUCAAGGCGUCACUAGCAGUGCCGCAGGAAGUCGUCUCGAUACUAAUCGACGACGCGCUUCUAGAAAAAGACGACGCAAACAACGAAGAUCAAAUGGAAGCUACUGGAUCAAACGCAAGGAAGCUGGCGUCAGUCGAGGAUCUCUCCUGGAAGUUCGCGAUAAACAAGCUCUCUCUCGCAAUGCCACAAAUCUUACCAAUGCUGGCUCUCGGGAUAACCAGGCGACUAGCAGGCUUAGAGGCAAUAGCAGACGGCACAGGCUACUCGGCAAUCAGCGAAGACGGUACCGAAGUUGCGAAGAUCUCCAGCGAUCUCGAGGCCAACAGGCUGACGGACUGGCUCGAGUGGCUUCUCGAGUGCAAAGAGAAGCGGGUCACUGUAAAGCCGGAAAUGGAGAUUUACCUCGAGAACGGUGGAGUCCAUGGCCAAAUCUCUCAAGAGCUCACCAGGGAGCUCCUGUCCACGUGCCUGAAACAAGAGCUACAACACAAAGUCAAGCCGAGGCUCGUCAAGCUCGUCGGUGACGUAUACUACGCGGAGAAAACGUCGCGGCUUGCUCAGAAGCUGUGUCAAUUCCAAACUCCAGCGACGACGAUUACAAAUGGAAAUGGACAAGACUUAGGUGACGACGGCGAGGCUCGUGUGGUCCAGAGUCCGGCCGAGCUAAACAGUUUAGAGUCAAGGCUGACAGAGAUGAAAAGGACGCAGCAGGAGAUAAUUCUUACAACUGGGAAUAGCAAACGUAGCGGGGCCGAGGAACAACGAAGAGGAGCCAGUAGAGACGAACGAACGAGGAGAGGACAAGACGAGCAGCAGAGUGGUGAAGAGGACGGUCUCCAUAAUGGCUCACAACGACAGAGAUGGACACUGGCGAGGAACUGGCAAGCCUGUGCUAUAGGCAUGCUUCCAUCCUCUUGCUACUUUGGAGGAGUGCGGCCUUCAUGGCUGGUAGAAUGCACGAAGGAGCUCUGUAGUGAUAGCAGGAGCUGGGAGGACGAGGAAGAGAAGGCCACCUCUACUACACUUGCAGUGAUGAAGGAUCAGGACAUGAGAAAGAAACGAAAGAUCUGUGAUGAGGAAGAGGAGGAUCCACUCAACGCUUUCACUGUGGCCCAGGAUGUGGAGAAAGGAAGUGAAGUUCCUGUCAUUAAUGAGGAGAGGAGGAGCUCGCAAGUACCCAGUGAUGAUGCUGGUGGUGGUGGCAAUGCUGGUGAUAAAAGUGGUGAUAAGGAGUGUUGUCACGAGCAGGCAAUGGCAUCCAUCAAAGGCUGCUUGCUUGUGAAUGGCAAGCUCCAGAUAGUCAGGCCUGAAGUGUUGACUGCCAUCCAGAGAGAAAUUUGUGUGCUGUAGCAACCUUGCUUUAAUUUGUGAGAUUAUUUAUCCUUU
Messenger RNA from Selaginella moellendorffii, 2271 nucleotides. RefSeq lists its product as uncharacterized. The coding region runs from base 1 to 2235 and encodes 744 amino acids. The transcript has 9 exons. Gene Ontology annotation, biological process: maturation of 5.8S rRNA; maturation of LSU-rRNA. Gene Ontology annotation, molecular function: endonuclease activity. Lineage: Eukaryota; Viridiplantae; Streptophyta; Lycopodiopsida; Selaginellales; Selaginellaceae. Gene Ontology annotation, cellular component: Las1 complex; preribosome, large subunit precursor. The record is from RefSeq and is a predicted model, not a curated record.